AUGAGCGGCGAGCCAGAAAAAGCCGCUUUGGAGGAAUACGGCGUCGAUCUCACCGCGCGUGCCAAAGAAGGAAAGCUUGAUCCGGUCAUUGGAAGAGACGGAGAGAUUCACCGCACAAUUCAAAUCCUCUCGAGACGGACAAAGAACAAUCCGGUCUUGAUCGGUGCCGCCGGUACAGGCAAGACGGCCAUCCUCGAAGGCCUAGCGCAGCGAAUAGUCAGGGGCGAUGUACCCGAAAGUAUCAAGAACAAGAGAGUUAUUUCCUUGGAUUUGGGCCAGUUGAUCGCGGGUGCCAAGUUCCGAGGUGAUUUUGAAGAACGUCUGAAAAAGGUCCUGAAGGAGGUUGAGGAGGCUCAAGGAGGCGUCAUUCUCUUCGUCGAUGAGCUACAUACGCUUCUGGGACUGGGGAAAGCCGAGGGUUCAAUCGACGCAAGCAACCUUUUGAAGCCUGCUUUAUCCCGCGGCGAACUACAAUGUUGUGGUGCCACAACCUUGAACGAGUACCGCCAGAUUGAAAAGGAUGUUGCGUUAGCACGACGUUUCCAGCCUAUAUUGGUUGGCGAACCGUCGGUACAAGACACGAUAUCCAUUCUCCGAGGCAUCAAGGACAAGUACGAAGUACACCAUGGUGUACGGAUUACGGACGGUGCCCUAGUUGCCGCCGCGACAUACAGCAACCGAUACAUCACCGAUCGCUUCCUGCCGGACAAGGCUAUAGACUUAGUCGACGAAGCCGCUUCGGCGUUGCGAUUGCAGCAAGAGUCGAAGCCAGAUGCUAUUCAGAAACUCGACAGAGAAAUCAUGACGAUACAAAUAGAGCUCGAGUCCUUGCGUAAGGAAACUGAUGUAGCAUCCAAGGAACGUCGACAGAAACUGGAAGAUACAUUGGUGGAGAAGAGGAAGGAAGUCUACCGCCUGACCGAGAUCUGGGACCGCGAGAAGGCAGAGAUAGAAGCCAUCAAGAAGACCAAAGAGGACCUGGAAAAGGCUCGCUAUGAUUUGGAACAAGCACGGCGAGAAGGUAACUUCGCCAAAGCUGGUGAACUUCAGUACGCCACCAUCCCCAAAUUGGAAGCCCAACUACCUCAAGAAGGCGAGGAAGUCAAGACCACAACCAAGGAUGGAGAGACAUUGAUUCACGACUCUGUCACGGCCGAUGACAUCGCUAAAGUGGUCAGCCGUACCACUGGAAUUCCAGUAACCAAGCUCAUGUCAGGAGAAGUCGAGAAGCUCAUCAAAAUGGAAGACAAGCUGCGAGAACAUGUCCGUGGUCAGGACGAGGCUCUUACAGCGGUUGCCAAUGCCGUCAGGAUGCAGCGUGCCGGCCUGAACAACGAGAAUCGACCUCUCGCGAGUUUCAUGUUCCUCGGCCCUACAGGUGUAGGCAAGACCGAACUAUGCAAACAGAUCGCCAAUUUCCUUUUCAGCACAGAAAGUGCUGUGGUCCGAUUCGAUAUGUCGGAGUUCCAAGAAAAGCAUACUGUCUCUCGCCUCAUCGGUGCAACGGCAGGAUACGUCGGCUAUGAAGAUGCAGGACAGUUGACUGAGGCUGUCCGCAGGAAACCUUAUGCUGUCCUGCUCUUUGACGAGUUCGAGAAAGCUCAUCGCGAUAUCUCAAGCUUGCUUCUGCAAGUCCUGGACGAAGGCUUCUUGACUGAUGCUCAAGGCCACAGGGUCGACUUCCGGAAUACCUUGAUCGUCUUGACCAGUAACCUUGGUGCCGAGAUAUUGAUGGGAUCCGGUGCGAACGUCGAGAAUGUCACGCCCGAACAGAGGAAGGGCGUUAUGGAAGUCGUUCAGGCAAGCUAUCCUCCAGAGUUUCUCAAUCGUAUUGACGAGUUUAUCAUCUUCAACAAGCUCUCCAAAUCGGCGUUGAGAGACAUUGUCGACAUUCGCAUCAAGGAGCUCCAGACUAGACUUGACGAUCGCAGAAUCCGCCUUGACAUCUCGGACAAGGUCAAGGAUUGGCUUUGCGAGAAGGGUUACGAUCCUCGGUACGGUGCUCGUCCUCUGAACAGGCUGAUACAGCAGGAAAUUGGGCGCAGGUUGGCCGACAGGAUCAUUCGCGGCGAGUUGAAGACCGGUGAUUUGGCAAAGGUUGUGAUCUCGAAGGACGGGGAUACUUUAGAAUUGGAGUCUUCGAAGACGUCUUGA
Molecule: messenger RNA, 2154 nt
Organism: Exophiala spinifera
Lineage: Eukaryota; Fungi; Ascomycota; Eurotiomycetes; Chaetothyriales; Herpotrichiellaceae
Exons: 1
Coding region: 1-2154 (717 amino acids)
Biological process (GO): cellular response to heat
Cellular component (GO): mitochondrial matrix; cytoplasm
Molecular function (GO): ATP binding; ATP hydrolysis activity
Source: RefSeq, a predicted model, not a curated record